AUCACACUGGUACUUUAAAUGAAACCAAACAUGAAGUCUAAUAUGUUAUCUACUUGCAACACAUGUGUGACGCACCCAGAUCCACACACACGCACGGAAGCGCACUGAACUGAGCAGGAAACCAUGUCAAAGAUACAAUACAAUACAAAGCACUGUUAUGAGGAAUCUACAGACUCUGAAUUUGUUGACGGUUGUGGCUCUGGUUUAUUCUGCAAGUUUGUCCACCAAAAUAAAUGACUCAAGUGUUCUUCGCCCUGUGCUGACUGGUUCGGACCUGGCCUACCUCAGCACAAGGGCGACUUUCUGGUGUAUUGCACCUGGCUCCUCUCCACCAGUUACCUAUGAGCUAAUGAGGGAUGAUGGUGUCCUGAUCGCCGCUGAGACAGAUUUCACAGGGGGCCAACAUGUACCAUUCUCCCUGAAAGUCACUGCAACACCAGACGUGUCCUACUACUGCAAGGCGACAGCAGGGGGGAGCACAGGAGUCAGCAACAGCAUCAAGCUGAGUGUAGUCACUCCACCAUCAAACACCAGAGUGACUUCUGAGCCCUCCCCCACUGACGUAUACGUGGGGUCGCACAUUGUAUUGAACUGCAAUGUCACAAAGGGCUCCCACCUUUCCUACACCUGGUUUUUCAACAGAACGGAAGUAACAUCUUCAACGUUCUCCUCCCUCCACCUCUCUGGGAACACGUUAGUGCUGGGAAAGGUGACUCCAGAACAUGCUGGGUACUAUUCUUGCAUGGCUUGGUCCAGGGUGCAGGACAUCAAGAGGUUUUCAAGUAGCUCAGAGGUCCAAGUGACAGUCAAAGUCUACGUUUCAAAACCAAGGAUCUCCUUCUCCUUCUCCAAUGAGGGCGAUGGUUACCGCGGCAAUGUGACCUGCUGGUCAACAAGAGGGAGUCCUCCGGUCAACUUCUCUCUUUUAUUAGAUGACAAGGAAGCGGGCUCUGUCACAACAACUGAAUCCCUCACUGCCUGGUUCCCUGUCGCCUUUGUGCCAGGGCUGGACAUGGGCACAGCUCAAUGUAGGGUCAAGAAUGAUGUGCAGGAGUUGAUGAGUGAGCCCGUGACGCUGGUUGUGGUCCCAGUUGGAGGCGAAGUGAAGGUGGAGGUUGAAUAUCUCUACAGAGCUGACUCCAAACUGGCUGCAGCCAGGCUGCACUGUUUAGUCAGCAGAGGAACUUUUCCUUACGUCUCCUGGCUCUUGAACGGCUCCAUCCUUCCUUCUCAGACACAUGAGGACUCCUUUAUUCUGCCUGCCCAUGACCUGUCUCACUAUGCCAUAGCUGACCAUAGACAAAUCAUCUUUCUGGCCAAGCUGGGCCCAAAGGAGACUGGGUAUUACCACUGCAGGGCCAGAGACAGCUACAAUGACUCUGGGCCAUGGGUGGAGAGUGCAGCUGUGCUGGUCCCAGUCACAGGGAUUCUCAUGAACAUCAUGAACACCACAGAAAUCGUUACCAUAUGGUUCUGCUGCUUCCUGUUUCUGAUGUUGGUAGUGAGUGUAGGCUGCUUUUGCAAGAUGUUUGACCACAACCAAGCUCACACCCACAGUGCUGUGACAAAUCCCAGUUCUGUUCCACUUCCUCUGUCUCCACUUGUGUCCCAGUCAGGAGGCGAGCAGGCUGAUACUUCCUGUACAGACUGUGAUGUUCAGAAUCAGACAGUGGAGAUCACAGUAUGACGGAGGAGGAACCUGCACCUCUCAUCAAGCUUUCAUCAUUUCAUUUCAAAUCUGCAGCAACUUCUUUUGUUGUUCUGGUGGUGCAGUUACGACUUUUCCUGAGCUGCCAAGCUGCUUUUAGAGACUGGUGGAACAUUCAGUUAAAAGAGUGGAAGAUUAUGUUUUUUGACAAAAUUGAUGUAUAAGAUGUCGUGUCAUAUUUUCUUGUUUUGUUUUGUUUUGUUUUGUUGCAAAUAAAAAAGGUCUUGUUGUUGCUUGAUUACACCUUCA
Scatophagus argus is the source of this 1957-nucleotide messenger RNA. RefSeq names its product Fc receptor-like protein 5. Gene Ontology annotation, cellular component: bicellular tight junction. NCBI's taxonomy places the organism in Eukaryota, Metazoa, Chordata, Actinopteri, Scatophagidae. Gene Ontology annotation, biological process: regulation of membrane permeability; cell adhesion; establishment of endothelial intestinal barrier. The record is from RefSeq and is a predicted model, not a curated record. Bases 158 to 1687 code for a protein of 509 amino acids. The transcript has 10 exons.